GUAGUGAUUUCUAUCUAACGGGGGAUGCAUGAUAUCGUGCUCGCUAUCUUUAGAAUUUAAUGUGCAUAAGUCACAUGCCUAUCACAUAGUGUCAUACAGUGAAAAUGGCGGAUAAGUUUUUGUCUACAUUAAUUUUGAUUGUAGGAUUAACAGGUGCAUUUGCGGAGAUUUGUACUAAUGCUAAAUAUUCUGCUACAUAUGAUUUGUAUGAGAAUACAGUGUUGAACUGUCUACAUGGUUGUUGCGGAGAUAAUAACAAUCAAUAUUGUUGUGUUCAUAACAAUAACGUUGGGUUGAUUGUUGGUAUUUCGUUAGGGUCAACAUUUCUAGUAGCCGGUGUAGCAACAGUCAUUGUUGUCGUAAUGUGUUGCUGUCGGAAAUCAAGAGGACAAUCAGGACAUGUUGUCCAGCCAAUGGUAUCUACAGUUCAAGCAUAUCAUGUACCGGGACAGAUGGGUGCGGGCUCGCCUGUAACAAUAAUGACCACAAACGCAAGGCCUGGGCCUGGUCAGCAGUGGUAACAAAGAAAUCAACCACCGGCACGCUCUGAAAUUGCCUCAAAAUUCUGAAAACUUUAUGUUAUGCAAUUAUGGCACUGAUUUUGCUAGUGUGAUAACUGGUGAUAACCGAUGGAACCUCCAAAUUUUAUUGUGUCGUAAUAAUUGUUAUAAAUUAUGUUAACUUUGUGCUAUCAUUAUCUUGCAUAAUGUAUUUGUGUUAAUGAUAGAACAGAACAUAACAGUAAUUUUAUUUCGUAGCGUAUGCAAUGUAUUUGUGUUAAUAACGUUUGCGAAAAUACAAUUUAUGACAUGGAACAUACACGUGCUCGUGAAUAACAAAGCAAAUGUGUAUCUGUGAUUUUAUUUUUAUUGAAAACAACUGAUCAGUUCAGAAGAUGUAAAUUAAUCGUUGGUUUUCAUUGUAAAUAGUUUUUGUCAUUAGUUUAUACAUACGUUAUAUUAACAAUAAACAAAUUACAAACAAUAA
Ruditapes philippinarum (Manila clam) is the source of this 987-nucleotide messenger RNA. RefSeq lists its product as uncharacterized. The record is from RefSeq and is a predicted model, not a curated record. Lineage: Eukaryota; Metazoa; Mollusca; Bivalvia; Venerida; Veneridae. The coding region runs from base 105 to 521 and encodes 138 amino acids. The transcript has 4 exons.